UGUUGUGUCUGUGGAGAGAGUUGCUCGUCACCUGAUUGAAAGAAGUUUGAUAAGAAGAAAAAAAAAAAUCUCCCCACCCCCACAGAAAAAAGGAGACCGCCCACCAGAGACAGUCAACCCGAGACCCCUUAUAGAUUUAAAAAGAGAGGCUGCAUUCUCAGACUGACACUUAUUCAACACUGCCACCUUAAGCAGAUUAGUUUUUGCGCUGCCUGUGUCAGAGACGCGGUUCGCUUCUUCUCUCCGUCAUGUUUAGGAUGCUGAAACACCAUCUCCACCCGGGUGUUCUCCUCUGCUUGCUGUGGUUCUGUCACCUCAUGGAGCAUCAAAAAGUUCAAGCCGGGAACUGCUGGCUGCAGCAGGGGAAGAACGGGAGGUGCCAGGUGCUCUACAUGCCCGGGAUGAGCAGGGAGGAGUGCUGUCGGAGUGGACGCCUGGGAACAUCCUGGACUGAAGAGGACGUCCCCAACAGCACGCUCUUUAGGUGGAUGAUCUUCAACGGCGGAGCCCCCAAUUGCAUACCUUGCAAAGAGUCCUGCGACAACGUCGACUGUGGGCCCGGGAAGAGGUGCAAGAUGAAUCGGAGGAGUAAACCGCGCUGCGUGUGCGCGCCGGACUGCUCCAACAUUACGUGGAAGGGACCGGUGUGCGGCUCGGACGGGAAGACGUACAAGGAUGAAUGCGCCCUGUUGAAAGCCAAAUGUAAAGGCCACCCGGACCUGGACGUGCAGUAUCAAGGCAAAUGCAAGAAGACCUGCCGCGACGUGCUGUGUCCCGGGAGCUCCACGUGCGUCGUGGACCAGACCAAUAACGCGUACUGUGUGACGUGUAAUAGGAUUUGCCCCGAGGUGACGUCACCAGAGCAGUACCUGUGCGGGAACGACGGGAUCGUCUACGCCAGCGCUUGUCACCUGCGGAGGGCCACCUGUCUGCUGGGUCGCUCCAUCGGACUGGCCUACGAGGGGAAGUGCAUCAAGGCCAAGUCGUGUGAGGACAUCCAGUGCAGCCCCGGGAAGAAGUGUCUGUGGGACGCUCGGAUGAGUCGAGGCCGCUGCUCGUUGUGUGAGGAGACCUGCCCAGAGAGCAGGUCGGACGAGGCGGUGUGUGCCAGUGACAACACCACAUAUCCCAGUGAAUGUGCCAUGAAACAAGCUGCUUGCUCUUUGGGGGUCCUGUUGGAAGUCAAGCACCAGGGAUCAUGCAACUGUAAGUAAACCUUAAAACCUGAAAAAGAAACAAAACAAAAGAAAAAAAAUCCCCAUUUUUACCUUCCAAGCAAAAGACUAUAUCCCAUGUUGCUUUCCCAACUAAAGCCUCCUCCGAGUGACUCCCAACACCUCCACCCAUCCCCGACUUCACCCCAAAACAACCACCUGGGCCAGACCAGCAAGCACAGCUUAAGCAAGCAGAAUGGACUUUGGGAACGGAAGAUUGACGCCAUCUUUGCUGCUGGCUUUCCUUUGUGUUCUUGUUUGUUUUAAUUUUUGUAAAUGUACGUGACUUCAUCCUUCUGCUAAGUAAGAACAGGACAUGGAUACUUGGGAACGCUUUACAACUCAACAAUAAAGCAGACUCCAGUUUGCAGACGGACAAUCCAGACAUGACAGUUACAGCUAAUUUCAAAACAAACUUCUCAGUGCAUUCGUGAGGCAAUCGUAACAUUGGUGCCGUGUACUAAUAACGUAAUCGUAUAGACUACCUAUCUGUAGAUCACUGCGAUCAUGUACUGCGGGAGGCAUUAAAAUCAAACAUUAGCCUGAGGGAAGUAUCAAAUUGACAUUCCAGGUUGGAUAGAGCGCCUCCGUGUUCCCCUGUAACAUGCUGUGCCUUAAGGUGUGGAAUCAAAAGGGACCAACUUUACGAUCACCUCCAGAGUUAAUGUGAUAUUUAAUAACCCCUUCUAGAAAAAAGUCAAUCAGCUAACUAUUUUUGUGUGUGUUUUUGUUUCACCGAGGGGCAGCCUGACAUUGUUUUACUCUUGCUCAUGUGCUUUGUUUGUUUUCUUGUAAAUCUUUCCUGUGAAAACAAAAUACCUCAGAAGUUUGUCGCUUGCUGGGACUAAAUCGCAGUCUCUAGAUUUAACAAGGAGCUCAUUCAAGAACACUUUUUUUGAGUGUGUGUGUGCGCGUGUGCGUGUAUACAUAUAUGUGUGUGUCUGCUUUCAGGAAUCAACCCAACAUGACACCACUGGAUCCGUCUUUCCAAUUCCCCUCCACCCUUCCUCUUCCUCCCACCACCCCAUCUUACCCAUCAGCCCCUUUCGCUUGCCACCUUGCCACGUGAAAUAGGAAGUACUAGCGGCAUUCCUAUGAGCUGUGUUGAGUGAUUUUCUGCGCUGUUGUGGUCCAUAUUCAUACAACAGCUCCCGUGUAUUCUCCCAUAUAGCCAUCACAGAAGACUCGGACGAGGAUGAGGAAGACGAGGACAACAUGGUCCAUUAAUCUUCUAUACUGGAUGGAUAGCAACCCCUCCCCCAAUCACUAAAGGGGAAAGUCCCAGGACAAGGAAUCAUGUCCAUACUGUAUAUUAUGUGUAUGCUUAUUUAUUUUUCAAGAAAAAGGAAGUAUACAUAUAGUUCACUCUACUAGAUGUUUAUUUAUACUGUUCAUGUGUUUUAUAAUUUAUACAUUUACAAUGUCAGGCUUACAAUCUACCAUGAUAAUUUGUUACCACUCAUUCCCCUCCCCUUUGUUUUUAUUUUCCCUCCUUUCUUUUUUUUUUAACCAUGAAGAAAUGUAUUUGUCCAAAGAGAAGCAGUGUUAUUUAUUUGUCAUGUUAACAUGUAAAGUCCUCUACGAGCUGUAAAAUUGCAUUCCCUCCGCUGUAAAAAUCUGCUUGUUCCUGUCAGAUCUCUAUCACAGAUGUUUAUGCCACACGUCCUUAAAUGCAUGUUUAGGCUGUGUUUAUUUAUUGGGAAUAUAUCAAUCAUUUUAAUGUACAGAAACGUGUGUCUGGUUUGUUUAUAACGCAUCAUGAUAACUGACCAAAGGGAUUAUCUCAAUGGUUUAUUUUAUUUUCUGCAAAAAAAGUAACAAAUCAAAAAACAGCUACGAUGGAGAAGAAAAAAAAAAGAGCCAUUUCUUUUCCUUGUUUCUUUUUCCUGACCCUGGUAGAAUGUUUCCACAUGCAGCUUUUUGACUUUUUGAUAGCAUUUGUUGUGUCUCACCUCAUUGGGACAAUACUUGAUUAUUUUGGAAACAAUGUGCCAUUAACAAUUGUGUGCUGUCUCCUUGCCAACGUGUUGCUAGAAUUAACUGACUGCAGUACUCCUCAACACACCAUCACUCCUUCUUUCCUCAGAAUGCUUUUUUUCCUGUAUCACAAGACAAUUACAAAAUUCUGUUAUGAAAAUAUAGUUUUGUAUUUUUUAUGUAAAUGUCAUAUGUACAUACAAAGUUUGAUGGUAUUUGUACAGAUAUGAAGAGUGAUCCAAUAAAAGAUUUUU
Synchiropus splendidus (mandarinfish) is the source of this 3445-nucleotide messenger RNA. It is a transcript of the gene fsta, whose product is annotated as follistatin a. NCBI's taxonomy places the organism in Eukaryota, Metazoa, Chordata, Actinopteri, Syngnathiformes, Callionymidae. Gene Ontology annotation, molecular function: protein binding; activin binding. The transcript has 5 exons. Bases 249 to 1214 code for a protein of 321 amino acids. The record is from RefSeq and is a predicted model, not a curated record. Gene Ontology annotation, biological process: negative regulation of activin receptor signaling pathway; cell differentiation; regulation of BMP signaling pathway.